AUGUCUUCUCUCUCUCGCCGCGCGUGCUACAAGUGUGGCAAUGUUGGCCACUACGCCGAGGUUUGCUCUUCCGCCGAGCGCCUUUGCUACAACUGCAAGCAGCCCGGCCACGAGUCCAACGGCUGCCCUCUUCCUCGCACUACCGAGGCCAAGCAGUGCUACCACUGCCAGGGCCUGGGUCACGUCCAGGCUGACUGCCCUACCCUGCGCCUGAGCGGCGCUGGUACCAGCGGUCGCUGCUACAACUGCGGCCAGCCCGGCCACCUUGCUCGUGCUUGCCCCAACCCUGCCGGUGUUGGUAUGGGCCGCGGCGGACCUCCUGUUCCCCGCGGCGGAUACGGAGGCUACGCCCGCGGCGGCUUCGCCGGUGGUCCCCGCCCUGCUACCUGCUACAAGUGCGGUGGCCCCAACCACUUCGCCAGAGAUUGCCAGGCCCAGGCCAUGAAGUGCUACGCCUGCGGCAAGCUCGGUCACAUCUCUCGCGACUGCACCGCCCCCAACGGCGGCCCCUUGAACACUGCUGGCAAGACCUGCUACCAGUGCGGUGAGGCCGGUCACAUCUCCCGCGAUUGCCCCCAGAAGAACGCCAACAGCGAGAUCCCCAACGAUGUUGACAUCUCGGCUCCCGCCGGCAUCCCCGCGCCCGCUGUUGCGCCGAUUGCGCCCAUCGCCCCCGUUGCCUAA
Colletotrichum karsti is the source of this 684-nucleotide messenger RNA. RefSeq names its product zinc knuckle. Lineage: Eukaryota; Fungi; Ascomycota; Sordariomycetes; Glomerellales; Glomerellaceae. The record is from RefSeq and is a predicted model, not a curated record. Gene Ontology annotation, molecular function: mRNA binding; translation regulator activity; zinc ion binding. Gene Ontology annotation, biological process: positive regulation of cytoplasmic translation. Gene Ontology annotation, cellular component: cytoplasm. Bases 1 to 684 code for a protein of 227 amino acids. The transcript is spliced from 3 exons.